AUGAUGCAAUCGCAACGAAAGCGAACAAAGAACACGUCUGUGCUGCCCCGAAGCCCCACUCUGCCUUUGCAAGGACUCAAACAUAAUGGAGGUGAAGUUCUGGCGAAAAAGAGACUUGUAGAGCAGUUUUAUAUGCCUAAGUCAGAGACCCCGCUGAAAGCGCAGAGCUACUCGGAUUUGGUCACAGCAUUUAGACAAGGAUUACCUGUGGGAGACUCACCAGCACGAGAACUUCGACAGGAUGAGCUUCUACAGUCACCGGAGAUCACGGCAAGAGAAGAAUUUGUGGACUUGGCGAGAAACGGGAAACUAGAGUACCAACCUAUAGAUAAGGAGAUUCAACUUCCUAGCAAAGUGACUGAGAUGCUUUUGGGGGUGGAUGAUGAAGAGGACAACAAUAAAGUCUUGGAUAGAGUCGUGCUGACACUUCACAGCUCGGCGCAGGCGCUUGAGCGGCGGUUAAACACGGACACGACGAAUAUGGAUACUCCCAAGACACAGCUAAACUUACUUGAUGAUUACUUAAAUGGACUCUCAGAGGAAGUCAACAGGUUGCAUCAUGAGCUUUCGGAAUCCACACACGGUCUCAAGAGUCAAUUUCGUCUGCAAUUGCAAGUUAGCGUGGAGAAGCUAGAGAAGCUAGAUGAGUUGUUGAAGACGUUGAGCGGAAGACUCGAUGAUUGCAGGAAACGAAUGCUGAGCAGUAAAGAAGUGAUGACAGAGACGAUGGCAGACAGAAUUGCCAUGCUUGAGUUUGUGGCCAAAAGAUUUAAUGAGCAUGAUGAGUUGGUGAGACAGCGCAGAGUUGCCCAGAUGACGGUCUUUCUCUGCAUCGUCAUUUUGGGUGUGAUUGCCUUGACUUUGAUGAAGAAAUUUCGAUAA
Messenger RNA from Candidozyma auris, 882 nucleotides. RefSeq lists its product as uncharacterized. The record is from RefSeq and is a predicted model, not a curated record. Bases 1 to 882 code for a protein of 293 amino acids. The transcript has a single exon. Lineage: Eukaryota; Fungi; Ascomycota; Pichiomycetes; Serinales; Metschnikowiaceae.